Closterium sp. Naga37s-1 is the source of this 954-nucleotide messenger RNA. The record is from the annotation of a GenBank genome assembly. NCBI's taxonomy places the organism in Eukaryota, Viridiplantae, Streptophyta, Zygnematophyceae, Desmidiales, Closteriaceae.
AUGCUUCCACACAGCUUUGCGGCCUCUCCCAUUCUCCGUUUCUGCCGUGCUCGCCACCGUCUGACUCUGAAGGCACGACACGCCCUCCUCCGCCUCUUCAAACCAAUCCUAGUCACCCCCCACCGCUCCCAAGUCCUCCCCAUCCACUCCCUCAUCUCAGCUACAGGCACCAGGCUACGUGGCAGUCUUGGAGGAGGAGGCGAGGCUGAGGGAGCUAGAACAGCAGCUGGAGAGAGAGAGAGGAGGAGGAGGGAGGAGGAGGAAGAGCAAGAGUUGUUGGCAGUGGCUGGGGAGACGGGAGUGAGGGAGGUGAGAGUGAGGGAGGGCGAGUGGGAGGAGGGGGGUGCUUGGAUGGUGAAGAUGCCCGGAAGAGGGGAGUCAAGGAGGCUGGAGGACCUCUGUGAGAAAACAAUUGGAUUGGGAGUGGGGAUCGGGUUGGAUCGGGUGGAUAUGUGUUUGGAGCUGGAAAGAGGGGUGGCAGGAGAGGGGGAUGAGGGCACAACAGCAGGCAGUGACGCCAGCAGUGAGGGAGGGCGGCAGAAGAAGCGAGGGAGCAGCGGGGAGGACGCAGGCAGUGGGCGGGUGUUGCGGCGAGGCAAGACUCAGCCAAGCAAGCACAUGGAUCGGGACGGGGUGCCCCGGCGCACAGAGGGGGACCUGCUGAUGCACACGCAUGCAUUGUUAGUAGUGCAGGGCUGCUCUGCUGCUGUGUGCUCUGCUGCAUUGUGCUCUGCUUCUGUGUGCUCUGCUCUUGUGAGCUCUGCUGCUGUGUGCUCUGCUUCUUUGUGCUCUGCUGCUGUGUGCUCUGCUGCUGUGUGCUCUGCUGCUGUGUGCUCUGUUGCUGCUGUCUUUCAUCCCGUCCCUGUCCUGCUCCCACUCUUCCCCUUCCCUUGUGCUGCUGCUUCGUCUGUUCACAGAGGGCACAACGCAGAGAUUCUGGUGCUGGACAACUGA